GAUGCUGUAAGUAUAUACAGAAUAAUCAAGUUUUUAAUAACAUUAUUCUCGUCGACCAUUUGAUCGAGGAAGCCGCGGCCGACGUCAUGUCUCGUUUUGUAUUUAUUAUAUGUGUUAUUAUUUCUGUGGUGACAGCCCAAACACUUGAUGAUGUUGCCGAUCAGUGCACUAAACCCCACGAAAGAUAUACGGACUGCUUGAAAGGUGAAUGUGGGCCGACCGCCUGUGGUGACCUGGGCAAGCUCCUGGUGUGUCCCAGUAUAGCGCCGCCCUGCGCAGGCGGCUGUUUCUGCGAAUCUGGCUUUGUGAGGAAUGAGAAGGGAGAUUGUAUAGAUGCCAAGACGUGCCUUGACUGUGGCGGAGAUCCUAAUGCAGUAACUGGGUGUGGCAAUCCUUGCAGACCAACUUGUGCCAAUCCAGCUGGUACACCAGCAGCGGAGUGUAUGACAUUCUGUCAACUUAAUGCCUGUGACUGCAAGGAGGGGUACGUUUUGAACACUGAUGUUGACCCGCCGAGAUGUGUUAUCCCUACGGAUUGUACCUAAACGUAAACAGUAAUGUAAUGUAUGUUUAUUGUCAAUAAAUUAAAUUGAGUGAAGAAG
This is a messenger RNA of Leguminivora glycinivorella, 602 nucleotides long. RefSeq names its product venom peptide BmKAPI-like. Lineage: Eukaryota; Metazoa; Arthropoda; Insecta; Lepidoptera; Tortricidae. Bases 87 to 545 code for a protein of 152 amino acids. The record is from RefSeq and is a predicted model, not a curated record. The transcript is spliced from 3 exons.